Radiomyces spectabilis is the source of this 864-nucleotide messenger RNA. Its product is annotated as ankyrin repeat-containing domain protein. The transcript is spliced from 4 exons. Lineage: Eukaryota; Fungi; Mucoromycota; Mucoromycetes; Mucorales; Radiomycetaceae. Gene Ontology annotation, molecular function: protein binding. The record is from RefSeq and is a predicted model, not a curated record. Bases 1 to 864 code for a protein of 287 amino acids.
AUGUCGACGACUUCCGGGUCUUCCGCUUCCGCCCGUACCCCAAACGACAUUCUCUUGCAUAAAUCAGCGAAAUCUCGUAUUAAUCAACACAGCCAUACUGACAAAGUUCAGACCCUCGGACGCUUGAAGAAUGUAUUUGUCAAUACCAGAGAAAGAGAAGCGCUCAUGACGGCGUGCAGUAAAGGAGACUUGGAUACAGUCACCCACUUACUCACUCACACAAGGCCUUUGCUGAAUCCUGAUAUGAUCCGUGAUGCCAAACUGCGUACACCGCUUCUUGUUGCCUGUGCGGCCGGCCAUGCGGAGAUUGUCCGUGCGCUAAUUUCGUGGGGCGCCGAUGUCAAUAAUCCCACAGGCGAUAUUAUCGGAAACAAACCUUUGGAUCUGGCCGUUGUAUCAAAUAGCGUGGAAACCGUCUUGGUUCUCCUGGAAGCAGGCGCUCUGGUGGCUCCCACCAUGCGAUCCUCCGUCCCGCACAAUGGGCCACUCCCUGUACCCAUCCAACAACGAGCUUCACCACGCUCACCUUUAUACCUCGCUCAAUCACGACUAGAUAUGUUAAUACGGAAACGUGAAAACACUUUCGAUGAGGCAGAUAAUAUCGCCUCAUCACCCCAUGAACCCAUGAUCAAGCAAGUUAUCCAAAUCAUUCGGUUAUUGAAGCACUUUGUCAGUAACGAAGCCUCCAGUUCAUCCAGUAUAGAACCGUCCUCCAGCAUUCAAAGUACAUCUCGCGACCUGGAUGAUCUUACUUCCAAAUUAUCAUCAGUUGCUUUGGACGAUACGCCAAAUCAGGCUUCGGCCAGCAAGGAUCUGGAAGUAAUGAAAGAGUUGCGUGAUAUGAUUACAAGGCUCCAGCUGUAG